AAAAAAAAAGAAUUAAAAAAAAUUACAAAAAAAAGAAUGCAAUCAAUCAACAAACAUUGCGAUCGCCAAAUCAACAUCGACGAGCUCAACGAAUGGAUGCACGCGACAUGAGGCACACACGAAGCGCGGUGCAAAAGUCGAAACGCAAGAAGGGGGGUUGUGUCGAACAACAGACAAAAAGACAAAAGAAUGGCGGGAAACAAAAAAAAAAAAAAAAAAAAAGCCACGCUCCAUUGUAAAAUGAAAGGGAAAAACACAAAAAAGCGUGUUUUCACACUCUCUUCCACACUCUCGGCUUGUCAAAGCGCAAGUCGCACUGGAAGGGGGGGGGUGUUGCACAUUCCCCCACUCGACCACUCGAAGCAUGGGACGACGAUGAUGAAACGAUGUCACCGCUGAAAAGCCAGUAACAACGACGAGAGAGCGAGAGAACCCUCCCACAAAAGCCAAUUGAAAGCAGCGUGCUCACCUGAUGUCGUGUCUGAUGUCGUGUGAAAACAAACGAGAAGAGACAAAAGGAAAGAAGAGUGGCGGGUUUUGUAUGGGACAAAGAGUGAAUCAUCAGCACGAGGAAAACAGGGGAGAAGUGGGAGAAGAAGCUGUGGGAGAGGGAGCAGAAUGAUUUGAUCACGAUGCAAAAAACAACAACAAGGGAUGGGGGAGGAGGGGGCGUUUGGACGGAGAGUGGCUUGCAAUGUCGAAUCAUCAGCAUGAGGAAAAAAAAAUGAGGGAAGAAGUGGGAGCAUCAGUGGAGCAGAAUGGCUGCAAGUGUGUGUUCAAAGUGCUCAGCACACGAUGCAACAACUGACGGGAUGGGAGGAGGGGGCGUUCGGAUGCGCCGAUCAAAACGGAUGGAGAGCGACUUGCAAACGACCUCUGCCUUCAUUCGAGACUUGGGUGAAGCACGUAUCAAGCACAUGGAAGAAGGGAUACUCACAGUCGUGAGCCGGGGCAUGUUGGUUUGCACCAGUGUCUCGUAUUGCAGCGAACAGAUUUUCAAGAACAAAACUCUUUGCCGAACACACAAAACAGCUCGGAAUGAAGCUCAAUCGUUGUGUAGCAUUGUCGCUCGUAGUACGCUGCAUGUUGUGAUGUGGUCAUCUUGCGCCCGGCCAGGGAAGAGAAUCCGAACUUGGCCAAAAAGUCGUGUCGCCGUCUUUUCCCAAACUGAUCCUGUAUCGACUGUGGUCCACAGCUGCUCCUCCCACGAGCUCGAUUCCGUGCCAUCCGGGAUCCACAUACAUGCUCCUUAAUAUACCAAUGCGCCCUCCACCCUUCUGGCAGAAAUCAAACACGCGAGAUCGUUUGGAAUUGCCAAAUCGUCAUUGGUUCAGGAGCUACUCCCAGUCCCGCCGCUUUCACGACUGACUGGCCAUAUGCGGAGAUGUUGCCGAGACCUGUGGAAGACGCAGAAAAUACAACAAUAGGGACUUGCCAUUUUCCGCCAGUCGUUCUUUGUCUUUGCUCAUUCAAGCCAUGUCCUCGCAAUCCGCAGUGUGGACAGACGAGCGCGUUUCGCCCGCGCUGACCGUCGUUGGAGCUGCCUCAGGCAUGACGGUCUUCCCGCUCAGUUUGGUCGCGCUGAACGCGUUUGCGCUGCGCGUGCUGCGGCUGUCGAGCGCCCAGCGAGCCGCACCUGUGGUCGGCGCAGCGUGUGUUGGCGUCGCGGGGCUUGCUGCGUCUGCCGCGACGCUGUACACACCGCCAAUGCUGCUGCGCGCGGUUUCGCCCGAAAGCAGCAGCAGCAGCAGCAGCAGCAAGACCGCCAAGACUGGCAGCCGAUCGCUGCUCGAGUUUGAGCCUGCUGCAUGGACAUUCUAUGCGUGUGCAUCCGUCGUGUUCAUGAGAGCCGUCACGCGCACUGGGUUUGCGUCCGUGCUGCCAAGCGAUCUGUGCAAGCCUGGCGCCUUCCACCGAAACUCGAUUCCAGCCACCGCCGAGUACGCGACAAACACUGAGCGUGCAUGGAUUACUGCGCAAGGCAAAAAGCACGGCUGCCACAGCUGCGGAUCGCGCCACGAUUACUACAUUGCUGAUCAUCAGCCACCCCAGUUCAUGAUGCCCAGCUUGCCCGCCGGUACAAAGCAGCGCUUUUAUCCACAAUGCUCGGCAUGCUCGGGUAUGCAGAUGAUUGCUGGUCGCACACGCCAGCGGGUGCUCAAGUUCCCACACCCAACGGCUUUGCUGCGAGCGGGCAAUCUGUGGCUUCCGUGGCCGCUCUUGCGGCCCUAUGUCAGCCCAGAAAUCGAUCUCGCCGCCUCUCAGGGUCGCAUCCGUGCACUCUCGAUUGUUUCUGAGACUGCCGCAUCGGCAGGCACCCCACCGUCGGCGACUGCUGGAGCGUGGCUGGCCGUGCUCGACACCACCGCCUUUUUGAUCCAACAACGCAUCAAACUCCUCGAGCAGUUCCAAGCCCGCCUGCAACCAUGCACUAGUUCGUCCAAAGAGCUGAGCACGUAUCGUGCCAUCCUUGAAAAGCGCCAAAAGUCUGGAGGAGCCCUUACUGGCCCACAACAACAGCAGCCGGUUCUCGCGUCUGAUGCGUCGUUGUUGGCUCGUGCACAAUGGUACUGGAGCUCGAUUAGCAACAGAUGGUCGCAUCCGUUCACGGCGCAGCAGCGCGUAGACUUCCGAGUUGUCAUUGCCCAGCAGGAGGCGGCUGCGUUCCGUGCUUUGGCUGCCAGAGUGGCUCACGACCGAUCCGUCCUUGCUGCCAAAGCAUGAGCAAGCUGUGCGAAACAGUUACAAAAUAAAAGAAGAGUUGGAUGCAAUCAUGAUUUGUGGGUUGAAGAGAAAGG
This is a messenger RNA of Capsaspora owczarzaki ATCC 30864, 2798 nucleotides long. RefSeq lists its product as hypothetical. The record is from RefSeq and is a predicted model, not a curated record. Bases 1477 to 2724 code for a protein of 415 amino acids. The transcript has 2 exons. Lineage: Eukaryota; Filasterea; Ministeriida; Capsasporidae.